UCCGUUACCUAUCUGCCUUCUCUCUCCCUCUCCUUCUCUCUCUAUCUCUCUAAUUGGGGAUCGGCUGUCAACUCUCUCUGUAUCUCUUGAUUCAGAAGCCUCUCUUUUUAGGUUGGGGUUGACCUUACAAUGUUAAAUUAUUCUUGUUUGGUGUUCUCUGGAUUGCUUGAUGAAUCUUUCUGAGUUCUUUUUGUGGGGAUCUAUGUGUAAGUGGAUCAUGAAGAUUUAUAUGAGCUCUCUUUGUGGUUUUGUGGAUUGAUUGAUAAAUCUGCAUAAUUUAUGGGUUUCCUUUGACAUAAUAAGAUGUUUGUGAGGUGAUUUUUUUUACUUUAGUUUGAUCAAAACUACACCCCAGAAGCCAGUGAAGAAGAAACAAAUAUGGGGGAAGCUUUACUUACAACCUUGUCAAUUGAGAAUUACCAUCCAUCCACACUUUUGUCAAUGGAUUCAGGUUUUUUGUCACAUGAUGAAUUGGAGAGGGAGAUGAAUCGAUCUGCAGUACUUCCUCGGCCACCAGAUAUCAAUCUUCCAUUGUCAUCUGAGCCUGGCCCGCCUCUCCUAGCUUGGAAUGAUCCGUGUGAUAUCUUAGAUGUUGGUCUUGGGCCUCAAAUUUAUGAGGCUGAAACAGUUGUUCAUGUCCCAAAAGCUACAAAAAAGUUCACUAAGCGGCUUGAUAGUGUAUGGGGUGCUUGGUUCUUCUUCAGUUUCUACUUCAAGCCUGUUUUAAAUGAGAAAUCAAAGAGUAAGAUUGUUUGGGAUGCUAAAGGAGUUUCUGGGUAUGAGAAAUCAGAUUUGCAGCUAGAUGCUUUUUUGGUUCAGCAUGAUAUGGAGAACAUGUAUAUGUGGGUUUUCAAGGAAAGGCCUGAAAAUGCUCUGGGCAAGAUGCAGCUCAGGAGUUAUAUGAAUGGGCACUCUCGACAAGGGGAGCGACCUUUUCCUUUCAGUGUGGAUAAGGGUUUUGUCCGAUCUCACAGAAUGCAGAGAAAGCAUUACAGGGGUCUGUCUAACCCUCAAUGUGUUCAUGGGAUUGAAGUUGUUCGGACUCCUAACUUCUUGAAUCUUGAUGAGGAAGAGAAGAAGAGGUGGAAGGAGCUCACAGGCCGUGAUAUAAACUUCUCUAUCCCUCUUGAAGCAAGUGAAUUUGGUUCAUGGAGGAAUCACUCAGAAUUUGAGCUUGAACGCCCUCCUCCUUCAUUGAAGACCAGCAUAAAUCCCCACCCAAGAAAAUUGCUCAAUGGGACUGGCUUGAAUUUAUCAACACAGCCAUCAGAUCACAGCAAUGGUGACAGAAUGGAUGUUUCAUCCACUUGUCACAAGCGGAAGAAGGAUUAUUUCCAGCGUGGGAGUGAUGAUGAUUCUUGCUUAACUAAUGGUUCACAUUCUGAAAGGGUACUCGAUACAAAAAUCCAGCUGGUUGAAUCUCCAUGGAUCAACGAAUUUAGUGGAGUAAUGAAGAAAGUUUUUGGGCCUGUGACAGCUGCAAAAACAAUUUAUGAAGACGAUGAAGGGUUCUUGAUCAUUGUCAGUUUGCCUUUUGCUGAUCUUGAAAGGGUGAAAGUAACUUGGAGGAAUACUCCCUCCCAUGGGAUCGUGAAGAUAUCUUGUGUUAGUACAGCCUGCAUGCCAUUCAUUAAAAGGCAUGAUAGAACAUUUAAGCUAACUGAUCCAACACCAGAGCACUGCCCUCCAGGGGAAUUUAUUAGGGAAAUUCCCCUUCCAAAACGCAUCCCAGAAGAUGCUAAAUUAGAAGCAUAUCGAGAUGAGACGGGAACAAUGCUUGAAAUUAUUGUGCCCAAAAGUCGUGAAGGACCAGAAGAACAUGAGGUCCACGUAUGCCUUCGCCCCUCUCCUUGGAGUGAGCGACCAUUUGUUGACCUUAAAGAAGCAUUUGUCUGAUAUGUAAGGAUGGUUGGUGCUUCAUUGUUUACUAACCUCAUUCCAUUAAGGAAAUUUGUGAAUUGAAAUCUGCAUUUUUUUCAGAUUGUCUUGUCGGUCCAUUAAAUUUUCUUUUUCUUUCUUUACAAGUAGGGUAUGCAAUUGGUUAUAAUAGGUUUUAGUAAGUUUAUUUUUGUUGUUGACUUAAGCUUGCAUUAAUUGUUCAUCGGAUUAAAAGAAGCGAAAUGGUGGAUAUAUAUUAUCAUUUGUUCUAUAGUUUGCUUUGAA
Pistacia vera is the source of this 2163-nucleotide messenger RNA. RefSeq lists its product as uncharacterized. NCBI's taxonomy places the organism in Eukaryota, Viridiplantae, Streptophyta, Magnoliopsida, Sapindales, Anacardiaceae. The transcript is spliced from 2 exons. The coding region runs from base 379 to 1896 and encodes 505 amino acids. The record is from RefSeq and is a predicted model, not a curated record.